CCAGGCGGCUCUCCCGCUUUGCUCCCGAGAGCCCGGCCGGGAGGGGCCGAGCACCUUCCUCCGCUGUCAACUGGAGGAAAACGAAAGUGAAAGCGCCAGGCGCCGAGGAAACGUAACUGGAACUGGAAAUGACUCGGCCGGGAGGCUCAGGCUGCGGGCAGAGCGGCGGCGGCGGCAGAGGAGGAGACGGCACCGUGUUGUACCGGCGGCACCGCUCGCUCCUGAAAGAAAAUGGCGACCACUGAAUUAGGAGAGUCUGAUGCUUCAUACAAAUAUGUGGAGGAACUCCAGCUUCAUGCCGGGAAAAUCAAAGAGAUCUUGGUCUGGGACGAGUUACAAAGUGGACCACCUCAUGACACUGUGUUCACAACUAAUGCGAGGAUUGGGGAAAGAAUAUUUUCCCAAGCCCAGGGCAAAACAAAGAAGAAAGCUAAACAGAAUGCAGCUAAAAUUGCCUGUGUGGAAUUGGGUCUUCAAAAUGCAAGAUCCGAUCAGUCUUUUGACAGCAUUUCCCGAACACCAAGUCCCGCCAGUACGGAAAAUUACGUCAGCAAGCUCAAUGAAUACAGUCAGAAGAAAAAUGUGCGCGUUGAAUACUUUGAAGAACAAAUCAAGACCGGGAUGGAUCACGUACAGAAGUUUAGGAUCUAUGUUGUCAUUGGGAAUAAGAAAUAUCCAGAUGCCUUUGGGAGAAGCAAACAAGAGGCCAAGCGGGAAGCAGCAAAACUUGCCUAUGAGGAAAUGCAGGAACAGCAAUCGUCUUCCAAGAAUCUGGAUAAAUCACCAGUUGAAGUGAGGAGUAAGGAAGAUUCCAAGGGUGCAGCUGAAUACUCGCCCAACAACAAUCCCAAAAGUUUAACAGAAGAUCAAAUGGUGCAGAGUGAGGAGAUGAGUGAUAGAUCCUCUGGCUCAACCUCCAAUGGCAACUCCAUAGAUUUCAGCUCCAGAACGACCGCCAGUGGUUCCAAAAAUGUAAUUGGAGAAUUAAAUGAACUUUGCCAAAAGAUGAAAUGGCACCACACGUACAAGCAAGUGGACCGACGUGGGCCUUCACAUGUUCCAGAAUUCAGUAUAAAAUGUUUCAUAGAAGGAAAAGAAUUUCCAUGUGCCACUGGGAUGGCCAAGCAAGAGGCCAAGCAGAGAGCUGCCCAACUUGCUUUGGAUGAACUGAAGAGAUCCAGUGAUAUGUCUUGGGCAUCAGGGAACAUGUCAAACAGUUCUUCACACCAUUGGAUUGUAUUCAAGGCUAGUUCCACUCCUGGCGAUUCGCCCAAACCCCCAUCAUCUGAACCUUCUACACCCAGCAUGCCAAGCACAAGUGGAUCCAAAAUAAAAAGGCAAUUAGCACCGAAGUGGACUGUUGGAACGACACCCUAUCAGGACAAUGGACAAGAUAAAAAGAGGGGGAUGAUGAGCUUUGAUAACUUUAAAGAUAAAGAAAUAAUUGGUGAAGGUGGAUUUGGCUGUGUUUACAAAGCAAAAUAUACCCUCGAUGAAAAUUACUAUGCUAUAAAGAAGGUUCUUUUCCAGAACGACUGUGCAAGACGUGAAGUCACCUUGUUGGCAAGGCUGGAACAUCCCAACAUUGUCCGAUACCACACUUGCUGGACUGAAGAAAGAGAUAACAAGACAUAUCUGUACAUCCAAAUGAAGUUAUAUGGGAAGAAGAACUUGAAAGAUUGGAUAGAAGAUCCUAAAAACUAUCAGUCCCCGAAGAAAGAUAAUUCACUGGACAUUAUGCGUCAAUUAUUAGAUGGAGUUGAAUACAUUCAUCAGCGUGAUCUGCUUCAUCGAGACCUGAAGCCGGCGAACAUCUUCCUGACAGAAGAAACCAAGCUGGAGGCAAAGAUCGGUGACUUUGGUCUCGCUAGAGUGAAAGACAACAACCCUCUCACCAUGCACGCGGGAACAUUUCCUUACAUGAGUCCGGAACAGUUUGCACAACAGGACUACAACCAUAAGAUCGACAUCUUUGCCCUGGGGCUGAUUUUCUUUGAGCUACUGUGGAUGUAUCAUGGCACAGUAACAGAACGAAUAAAAACUUGGAAUGAUAUUCGCAAGGGAAAGUUUCGUGACAGUUUUGUUAAGGAGCAUCCCGCUGAGAGUGCCUUAAUCCAGAAAAUGCUGUCGGAGGAUCCCAAGGAACGGCCAGAGGCAGCUGAGGUGAAGCGAGAACUGGACGCUUUGUGUGUGCAAACCAACGAAGAAGACAAGGAGAAAGACAAGGCGGAAGACAAGGCGGAAGACAAGGCGGAAGACAAGGCGGAAGACAAGGAGGAAGACAAGGAGAAAGACAAGGCGGAAGACAAGGAGGAAGACCCUCCCCAGAUACCCAUCUCUGAUCAGCAACCCAAUUAACCAGCUACUUUCCUAUAGAGAAAUCUCCUCACAUUCGCUCUACAGCUCUCUUUUAAUACUUAUUUUUUACGAUAAUAGUUUCACAGCUGCACCAAGCAACGUGCGGUGUCUGCUUCUAUCAUUCCAGAUUGGUUUCUGGGGGCACCUUAACGUAAGAUUCCUAUCAAUGCAACAGGGAAUAACUUUUAAGGCAGAGCAGGUGAAAGGUCACUGAGGGUGAAUGGGAAUAUAGAUUUGAACGUACAGUCACAGAGCUUAUUAAAUGAUGGAAGGGCUGAGUAGCCUCCUAAUUCAUAUGUUUGUUUGAACAUUUCCAAGCUCACAAGGCAGCAUUAAAAAAAAAUAUUAAAUCUCUGAUAUUCAGAGAUUUUUACAAUCGAGGUAAUUUCUUUGUAAGGAUGUGAUCAUUCCCAUUCCACAGGGAGAGAAUUCCCGCUGGUGAGUCUGUCUGAGAUCCGGUGCGGGAUUCCCGUGUAGGGUUGGGACAACCCACCCAGCCAGAGCUUCGUCCCUAGACUCGGAGUUGCCACUCAGUGGGUCCCAGCUUUGUGGUAGAUCUGGGGAGGGUGGGUAUGGCAGUGUGAGUGGUUGGAAGUCACCAGACCCCUGUUGUGUAGGAAGGAACUGCAGAUGCUGGUUUAAACUGAAGAUGGACACAAAAUGCUGGAGUAACCCAGCAGGACAGUCAGCGUCUCUGGAGAAAAGGGUCUCAACCCGAAACGUCACCUAGUUCUUUUCUCCAGAGACGCUGCCUGUCCCGCUGAGUUACUUCAGCAUUUUGUGUCUACGGUUUAGACUGGCAUCUGCAGUUCCUUCCUACACAACAGGGAUCUGGUGGCUUCCAGCCACUCACACUGCCAUGCCCACCCUCCCCAGAUCUACCACCAGGCUGGGACCCACUGAGUAGCAACUCUGAGUGCCAGCAUUUUGUGUCGAUCUCCUGUUGUAUAGGUAGCCACAUCCAGCAACAUUCAGUCCAACAUCACCAGCUUCAACUUAACACUUCUCUUUUCCCCUUCCCAUCUAUCCCAACAACUCUGCCCAGGAUUCUUCCUGCAAUGAAACAAGGAACUGCAGGUGCUGGUGAAUACCCAUAAGGACACAAAGUGCUGGAGUAACUCAGCGGGACAGGCAGCAUCUCUGGAGAACAUGAAUAGGUGAUAUUUCGGGUCAAGACCCAUCUUCAGACUGGAGAUUCUUCAUGUGAACUUACUCUGCCUCUUCCCCAAACUCACGGUGUAUCCGAAAGCCGGCGGUCCUUUGGUCUGGACUUAAUUCUUCUGAGCUCCACGAGAUGGUCCUUUAUCAAAAAGCAAUAACCGUGAUGGAAAUCUAAAAUAAAAUCAGAAGAUGCUGGAAACACUCAAUGGGUCAGUCAGCAUCCGUGGAAGGAACAGCAGCGUUAACAAUUUGGAUCAAUAACAUAAAUCAGACGUGGGGAAGGUAGGAAAGCAAAUGUGUUUACAAUAACAGAGAAGGGACAGGGCUGGAGAGAACAGGGGGAAUGUUUGUGACAGGGUGGAGACUGAGAGAGACUAAAUGACACGUGGUGAUGGUGUUGGCUGGGAGAGGGUGGUCAGAGAGUAAGAAACGCAGCACAGACGGUGGCCCUUCAGCCCAUCAAGUCCACACUGACCAUCCAUUUACACGAAUCCUCGUUGAGUCGAGGAUCCCGUGGCAGAGUGGGGUGCUGACUCCAAGGUCCGGGGGUUUGGAGAUGCGUGCGUUUGGGAUCAUGCUGUUGAAGGCAGAGCUGUCGUUAAUAAAUGGGAGUCUGAUGCAAGUAUCCUUGUUAAUCCGACGUUCCGUGUGGGUGCUGGCUGGGAGAGGGUGGGGGAAUGCUUGUUGACGGUCUGCUGGAGAAUGGUGACUGCAAAUCCGUGAGGAACUGAGCACCUUCAGUGAAUCCAAAAUGGGACGUGCGGAAUUCCCAUGGACUGCCAGAGCUGGAGACAUUGGCAAGGGAAAGCUAUUGGCUGUGGAAGAGAAUUCUGGCCCACUGCUUGUUGCAAACAAGGAAUGCAGAAAAGGGAAAGGGGAGGGAAGAGAAACGAGGAAGUGCAGAUGCUGGUUUACACAAGAAGACACAAAGUGCUGGGGUAACUCAGCAGCUCAGGUAGUUUCUUCGGAGAACAUGGAUAGAUGGGUGUUUAAGGCGGGACCAUUCUUCAGACUCUUCUGGAAUUUUUUGAGGAUGUAACUAGGAAAAUGGACAAGAGAGAGACAGUGGAUGUAGUGUACCUGCACUUUCAGAAAGCAUUUUAUAAGGUCCCACAUAGAAGAUUAGUGGACAAAAUUAGAGAGCAUGGUAUUGGGGGUAGAGUGCUGACAUGGAUAGAAAAUUGGUUGGCAGACAGUGACUAGUGGGGUACCGCAAGGCUCGGUGCUGGGACCGCAGCUAUUUGCAACAUAUAAUAAUGAUUUAGAUGAAGGAAUUAAAAGUAACAUUUGCAAAUUGGCAGAUGACACAAAGCUGGGUGGUAUGUGUGAACUGUGAGGAGGAUGCUAGGAGGAUGCAGGGUGACUUGGACAGGCUGGGUGAGUGGGCAGAUGCAUGGCAGAUGCAGUUUAAUGCAGAUAAAUGUGAGGUUAUCUACUUUGUUGGCAAGAACAGGAAGGCAGAUUAUUAUCUUCCUCGUGGAGUCUGUUUCUGCAGGAGAUGUGGCCGUCACCCCAGCAGUGAUGGGAACGUCGGAAGCCUCUCCUGGCUUAUGUUUCCUUCCCCAGUCUGCACCUCCUCAGACGGACCCGUUGCAUCAAUGAGCAGCACAAGUGGUGUAGCUGGUUGAGCCGCUGCCUCAGUUCAUGCCAGGUUCAAUCCCAACCUCCGCCACUGUCAGUGGAAUUCUGUGCCACAGGAGGCUGUGGCAGUCGUCAGUGGAUAUUUUUAAGCCAGAGAUAGAUAAUAUUCUUGAUUAGUACGGGUGUCAGAGGUCAUGGGACGAAAGCAGGAGAACGGGGUUAGGAGGGGAGAUAGAUCAGCUAUGGUUGAAUGGCAGAGUAGACCUGAUGGGCCGAAUGGCCUAAUCCUCCUAUCUCUUAUGACCUAUGAGGUGUUUUGGCACGUUCUCCCUGAGACCCCUUGAGUUUCAUUGGAGCGGUCCGGAUUUCUCCCGCAUCCCAAAGAUUGGCCACUGUAACUGCCCUGGGUAUAUGGGUGAGUGGUGGAAUCGGAGGGGGAGAGUGGAUGGGAUUUGGCAGCAUGGGGAAAAUGGGGUUAAUGUAGGAUUUGGGUGGCUGAUGGUCAGUGUGGAGUUGAUGGGCUGAAGGGCCUGUUCCUGUGCUGUGACUCUAUGACCACCCUCUUCCAGCCAACACCAUCACCACGUGCCUCACCUGGCCCCAACCGAGUCACAAACAUUCCCAUUGAGCUUUCCAACCCUGCCCCUUCUCUGUGAUUUAACACACAUUGAAUUUCUAACCUUUUCCAGGGCUGAUGGGAAAUUCCUGACCCAGAGACGUUAACCGUGGCUCUCACUCCCCAGACGCUACCUGACCUGCUGAGUGUUUCUGUUUUAUAUUUUCUGUUCUUAGUUCAGAUUUCCAGCAAUUGGUGCUUCUUCUGAUUUUUGAUGGGGGAUCAUUUAGCGGAGCUGAGCGGAGCCAAGUCCCAACUAAAGAAACGGCUCUAUAAUGCACCGCAAGGUUUGGGAUGAGGCCGAACAUUUCCGUAGGGAACGAUCAGGGCAGAGAGGGUCCAUUGGUUGGGAAGGAUCUCCAUAGACACCCCAAAGACGUACAGGUUUGUAGGUUUGUUGAAAGGAACUGCAGAUGCUGGUUCACACCGAAUAUAGACACAAAAUGCUGGAGUAACUCAGCGGGUCAGGCAUCAUCCCUGGAGAAAAGGAAUAGGUGCCGUUUCAGGUCGAGACCCUUUUUCAUACUCUGAAGAAGGGUCUCGACCUGAAGCAUCACCUAGUCCUUUUCUCCAGAGAUGCUGCCUAACCCACUGAGUUACUCCAGCACUUUUUGUCUAUCUUCAGGUUUGUAGGUCAAUUGGCUUCUGUAAAUUGUCCUUAGUGAGUGGGAUAGUGCUAAUGUACGGGGUGAUCGCUGGUCAGCACGGACUCAGUGGGCCGAAGGGCCUGUGUCCACACUGUAAGUCUAAAGCUAGAAGUAUACAGCCUGCCCUGCUACUUUAUCCUUCGGCUGUUCACCUUUCUUCACCCACGGGUUUGUUUAUUUGUAAGCCGAUGAGAGUGGCAUCAGGGUUAUUGUUAUUAUCCCUGAUGAUACAUUCCCACUCUGCCUCAUCUGACCCUCAGGUUUGUAGCUUAUUUGGCUUCUGUAAAGAUUGUAAACCGUGGGAUAGUAUUAUUGUGAGGGGAUCGCUGGCCGGUGCAGACUCUGGGCUGAAUGGCCUGUUUCCGUGCUAGAAUGCUGCACGGGACCAACACAGACAAUGAAGGAUGAGUCUGAAGAACGGUCCGACCCAAAACGUCACCUAUCCGUGUCCUCCAGAGAUGCUGCCUGGUCCAUUGAGUUACUCCUGCACUUUGUGACUUCUUUUUUUGUAAAAAAGCAUCUUUGGUUCCUUGUGUAUCUACUCUCUAUGAAUGGAGAGCUGCUGGAGGAACUCCCAUGGUAAUUGUAAUUUUAUAACAUCAGAACUUUAUUGUAAAAUUGAAAUAAACAAUUUCAACAAACAAUGGCAAAAUUCAUUUGACACCGGGCAUGACGUGACCUGAUCACCAGGGUGUCCCUCAGGAGAUCUGGUUCCCCUCGGGUGCUCUGGUUCCUCCCACAUCACAGAGACGCGCUGGACGGUGGGUUAAUUGGCCGCUGAGAAUUGUUCCCUUCCCAGUUUGUGGAUGAGGGGAGAGUCGAUGAAAAUGGAGGGGGUGGGAGGAUGGGGUUAUUGUAGGAUCAGUGUAAAUGGGCGGCUCAUGGCCGGCACAGACUCUGAGGGCCGAAGGGCCUGUUUCUGCUGCUGUUUUUUCCCUGUCUACAGUGUUGGAGACUUUGUGGCACCAGGUAUUUGGAUGAUCUUUGUUAUGCUUGGAGUCGCUGCACAGACUGUUCGUAUCGGCGCUGGGUCUCACAAUUUUGCCCGCCAGUUCUCUGCUCUGAUGUUUUCUACCCCAGGGGUGGGGAGAGAUGCACGGAUAUUUCAAUAACAAAAUAGUCCAAAGACCAACUUUCUUACCAAUGUAUUUUAAUGUUGCUUUUUUGCAAUUUCUUAUAAAAUAGACAAUAAUUUUUCAUUCUGAUUUGACAUGAUUAGCGCGGUUACGCAGAUGAAUGAAUUUCAUCCUUUCCAGAUAAAAGUUAUUUUAAAAAUAUUAGCACAGUCUGAGGCAGGAGAAGCCCCUUUGCCCCAUCCAGGUCCCAUAUUCAGUGUUCCAGCACUCAUUCUAACAAGCCAGCACAUCAGCAGUGAACAAGGACCAGUCUAAUGGCCUCUAGAAUCCCAGCAAGCCUGGUUUUAUCUCACAACCAAGCCAGCCUCAUGUAGUCACGUCUCUUU
This is a messenger RNA of Leucoraja erinaceus (little skate), 7825 nucleotides long. It is a transcript of the gene eif2ak2, whose product is annotated as eukaryotic translation initiation factor 2-alpha kinase 2. NCBI's taxonomy places the organism in Eukaryota, Metazoa, Chordata, Chondrichthyes, Rajiformes, Rajidae. Gene Ontology annotation, molecular function: ATP binding; protein kinase activity. The transcript has 21 exons. Gene Ontology annotation, biological process: protein phosphorylation. The coding region runs from base 232 to 2358 and encodes 708 amino acids. The record is from RefSeq and is a predicted model, not a curated record.